AUGCGUCCUGUUCUUCCCAUUGUUUUCACAACCAAUCGGCUUUUUCACCUCCUCCUAUUGUUCCUCUUUUUGUUGUUUCUCCGUCUUCUUCGAUCUCUUAGUUCUUCUGUCGCUUCUUCUCUUCGUCUUCUUCAUUAUAUUACUUCUUCUGUCGCUUCUUCUCUUCGUCUUCUUCAUUAUAUUACUUCUCUUCGUCUUCUUCUUCGUCUUCUUCAUUAUAUUACUUCUUCUGUCGCUUCUUCUCUUCGUCUUCUUCAUUAUAUUACUUCUUCUGUCGCUUCUUCUCUUCGUCUUCUUCAUUAUAUUACUUCUUCUGUCGCUUCUUCUCUUCGUCUUCUUCAUUAUAUUACUUCUUCUGUCGCUUCUUCUCUUCGUCUUCUUCAUUAUAUUACUUCUUCUGUCGCUUCUUCUCUUCGUCUUCUUCAUUAUAUUACUUCUUCUGUCGCUUCUUCUCUUCGUCUUCUUCAUUAUAUUACUUCUUCUGUCGCUUCUUCUCUUCGUCUUCUUCAUUAUAUUACUUCUUCUGUCGCUUCUUCUCUUCGUCUUCUUCAUUAUAUUACUUCUUCUGUCGCUUCUUCUUCGUCUUCUUCAUUAUAUUACUUCUUCUGUCGCUUCUUCUCUUCGUCUUCUUCAUUAUAUUACUUCUUCUGUCGCUUCUUCUUUCGUCUUCUUCAUUAUAUUACUUCUUCUGUCGCUUCUUCUCUUCGUCUUCUUCAUUAUAUUACUUCUUCUGUCGCUUCUUCUUUCGUCUUCUUCAUUAUAUUACUUCUUCUGUCGCUUCUUCUCUUCGUCUUCUUCAUUAUAUUACUUCUUCUGUCGCUUCUUCUCUUCGUCUUCUUCAUUAUAUUACUUCUUCUGUCGAUUCUUCUCUUCGUCUUCUUCAUUAUAUUACUUCUUCUGUCGCUUCUUCUCUUCGUCUUCUUCAUUAUAUUACUUCUUCUGUCGAUUCUUCUCUUCGUCUUCUUCAUUAUAUUACUUCUUCUGUCGAUUCUUCUCUUCGUCUUCUUCAUUAUAUUACUUCUUCUGUCGCUUCUUCUCUUCGUCUUCUUCAUUAUAUUACUUCUUCUGUCGAUUCUUCUUUCGUCUUCUUCAUUAUAUUACUUCUUCUGUCGAUUCUUCUCUUCGUCUUCUUCAUUAUAUUACUUCUUCGGUCGCUUCUUCUCUUCGUCUUCUUCAUUAUAUUACUUCUUCGGUCGCUUCUUCUCUUCGUCUUCUUCAUUAUAUUACUUCUUCGGUCGCUUCUUCUCUUCGUCUUCUUCAUUAUAUUACUUCUUCUGUCGAUUCUUCUCUUCGUCUUCUUCAUUAUAUUACUUCUUCUGUCGCUUCUUCUCUUCGUCUUCUUCAUUAUAUUACUUCUUCUGUCGAUUCUUCUCUUCGUCUUCUUCAUUAUAUUACUUCUUCUGUCGAUUCUUCUUCGUCUUCUUCAUUAUAUUACUUCUUCUGUCGCUUCUUCUCUUCGUCUUCUUCAUUAUAUUACUUCUUCUGUCGAUUCUUCUCUUCGUCUUCUUCAUUAUAUUACUUCUUCUGUCGAUUCUUCUCUUCGUCUUCUUCAUUAUAUUACUUCUUCUGUCGAUUCUUCUCUUCGUCUUCUUCAUUAUAUUAUAUCUUCUGUCGAUUCUUCUCGUCUUCUUCAUUUAUAUUACGUUCUUCUCUUCUUCUUCAUUAUAUUACUUCUUCUGUCGCUUCUUCUCUUCGUCUUCUUCAUUAUAUUACUUCUUCUGUCGUUCUUCUUUCGUCUUCUUCAUUAUAUUACUUCUUCUGUCGAUUCUUCUCUUCGUCUUCUUCAUUAUAUUACUUCUUCUGUCGAUUCUUCUCUUCGUCUUCUUCAUUAUAUUACUUCUUCUGUCGAUUCUUCUCUUCGUCUUCUUCAUUAUAUUACUUCUUCUGUCGAUUCUUCUCUUCGUCUUCUUCAUUAUAUUACUUCUUCUGUCGAUUCUUCUCUUCGUCUUCUUCAUUAUAUUACUUCUUCUGUCGAUUCUUCUCUUCGUCUUCUUCAUUAUAUUACUUCUUCUGUCGUCUUCUCUUCGUCUUCUUCAUUAUAUUACUUCUUCUGUCGAUUCUUCUCUUCGUCUUCUUCAUUAUAUUACUUCUUCUGUCGAUUCUUCUCUUCGUCUUCUUCAUUAUAUUACUUCUUCUGUCGAUUCUUCUCUUCGUCUUCUUCAUUAUAUUACUUCUUCUGUCGAUUCUUCUCUUCGUCUUCUUCAUUAUAUUACUUCUUCUGUCGAUUCUUCUCUUCGUCUUCUUCAUUAUAUUACUUCUUCUGUCGAUUCUUCUCUUCGUCUUCUUCAUUAUAUUACUUCUUCUGUCGAUUCUUCUCUUCGUCUUCUUCAUUAUAUUACUUCUUCUGUCGCUUCUUCUCUUCGUCUUCUUCAUUAUAUUACUUCUUCUGUCGCUUCUUCUCUUCGUCUUCUUCAUUAUAUUACUUCUUCUGUCGCUUCUUCUCUUCGUCUUCUUCAAUAUCAUUUCUCCUCUUCAUCUUGCUCAGUAUCUGUUCCUUCUUUCUCUUCUUGUUUUUUUCUAUUUCUUUCCACUUCCUUCUAUCUACCUUUCGCCGCCUACUUAUUUUCCUUUUCUUUCUAUUCUAAUUUUUCUUGUGCUUUUUUAUUACCGUAA
This is a messenger RNA of Acanthosepion pharaonis, 2613 nucleotides long. The record is from the annotation of a GenBank genome assembly. NCBI's taxonomy places the organism in Eukaryota, Metazoa, Mollusca, Cephalopoda, Sepiida, Sepiidae.